Harpegnathos saltator (Jerdon's jumping ant) is the source of this 858-nucleotide messenger RNA. Its product is annotated as chymotrypsin-2. Lineage: Eukaryota; Metazoa; Arthropoda; Insecta; Hymenoptera; Formicidae. Gene Ontology annotation, biological process: proteolysis. The transcript has 4 exons. The coding region runs from base 28 to 792 and encodes 254 amino acids. The record is from RefSeq and is a predicted model, not a curated record. Gene Ontology annotation, molecular function: serine-type endopeptidase activity.
UCGUAGUAAAAAACGUAGUAAUACGCGAUGAAGCGAUUAGCGUACAUCUUAAUGAUUAUAUUUGCGGUAAUAGGUAUUCACGCAGAUGAGCCAGAAAGAUUAGUAAAUGCUAUUAACACCAUUAUAGACAAGUUUCCAUUUGCUAUUUCUAUACAAAUAGGGGAAAAGCAUCAUUGUGGUGGUGCUAUAAUCAGUAAACGCUUCAUCUUAACUGCUGCCCAUUGCUUGCAACCAUUCAAAGGGACACCUAUGAUGAAUAAAAUGAAAGUUCUCAGCGGAACUACUACUCUCAAUAACGGUGGAAUUCGUUAUGAUAUCGAAGAUAUAUAUUACCAUGAGAAGUACAACACAGAAAAACUAGUUGAAAACGGGUACGAUAUCGGUUUGAUUAAGUUAAUGAAGGACAUCGAAUUCAAUAAUGUUCAAAAACCUAUAUCGCUACCAAAUUGCGAUGCUCCUGUUGCGGAACGUGCAAAAGUCUUAAUUGUAGCUUGGGGUAGGCUCUUCAACAGAGGUCCCGUAUCGAACGAGUUACAAGUGUUAAAUACUUAUUACAUGACCAAUACUGAAUGUCAGAAAUAUCAUACACAAAUCAUCCCUUCUAUUUCAUUCUGCACUUUCAUAGCGCCCAGUCUAGGAACAUGUAAUGGUGACAGCGGUAGUGCUGUAUUAUACGGUGGUCAGAUUAUUGGUGUUGUUUCUGCCGGAAGGCCUUGCGCCAUGGGUACUCCAGACAUAAAAACAAAAGUUUGCUCUCAUAUGAAUUGGAUUCGAAAUAUCAUGACAAAUUAACUUUUCGGCUAAAUUUAUUGUAAUGUUAUAGAAAAAUAUCUCAUCAGCAUUACUUAUGCAUAUACA